Kazachstania africana CBS 2517 is the source of this 2037-nucleotide messenger RNA. RefSeq names its product cleavage polyadenylation factor subunit RNA14 (gene RNA14). The transcript has a single exon. Gene Ontology annotation, cellular component: nucleus. The record is from RefSeq and is a predicted model, not a curated record. NCBI's taxonomy places the organism in Eukaryota, Fungi, Ascomycota, Saccharomycetes, Saccharomycetales, Saccharomycetaceae. Gene Ontology annotation, biological process: mRNA 3'-end processing. Bases 1 to 2037 code for a protein of 678 amino acids. Gene Ontology annotation, molecular function: protein binding; mRNA binding.
AUGUCUAAGUCAAAUUCUGCAACCCCUGAAUUGUCUACAGGCUCUCUAGAUAUCAAAUCACCAACUCCAGCUGUGGCUGAACCGGAAGGCAAACAAAGAGAUCCUUCCGAUAAAGAAGGUCUCUUAUCUGAUAAAAUCAAUGAGAGUCCAACAGACAUUCUUUUAUACUUCCAAUUGAUUCAGUUGUAUGAAAUAAAUGAAUCCUAUGAUAAGAUUAAGUCAAUCUACGAUAAUUUAAAUGAUAUAUUCCCUUAUUAUACUCCGAUUUGGUCGUUACAAUUACUUAAUGAUUUACAGAGGGACGAAUUUGACAGUGUCGAGGUCACUCUAUCCAAAUGUCUUUCAGGAAAUUCCAAUAAUAACGAUCUGGCAUUGUGGAUGAUAUAUUUAGAUUAUGUUCGUAGAAAGAAUAAUAUCAUUACAGGUGGUCAUGAAGCUCGUUCUGUGGUGAUAAAAGCAUUUGAAUUGGUGCUAGAAAAGUGUGCUGUUUAUGAGCCAAACUCAGGUCAAUUUUGGAAUGAUUAUCUUAACUUUCUUGAGAACUGGAAACCAUUCAAUAAAUGGGAAGAGCAGCAAAAAAUUGAUAUGAUAAGAAAACUUUAUAAGAGAAUGUUGUCCGUACCAUUCAAUAAUUUGGAACAGAUGUGGGGGAAGUACACAGCAUGGGAGCAGGAAAUUAAUAACCUUACAGCUAGAAAGUUUAUAGGUGAAUUAUCCCCAGAUUAUAUGAAGGCAAGAUCGCUGUAUAAAGAAUGGUCCAAUGUAACUAAGGGUCUAAAAAGGGUAGCUCCAUUAAAUCUGAGUACAGUAAAUAGGAAUAACAUCCCUCAGCCAAACGUACCAAUAGAUGCCCAUCAAUUGCAACUCUGGUUAGAUUGGUUUUCGUGGGAAAAGGAAAAUAAACUAGUGCUUGAUGAAUCCGCUUUCAAUAAUAGAAGAUCAUACGUUUAUGAACAAGCAAUCCAGUUCAUGGUGUUCACUCCUCAAAUUUGGUAUGAAUAUAGUGUUUACCUGGGUACUGCCACAGAGACAGAACAAUUUCUAUCCUACGGCUUGAAGGCCAAUCCAAUGUCAUUAUUGUUAACGUUCAAAUUGUCAGAAUCCUACGAAUUGGCGAACAAUGUUGAUAAAAUAAAAAAUACAUAUGAAACUACAAUAAAUGCUGUAAUGAAGUACUAUAAUCAACUAAAACAACAACAAUCCUCGGAUAAUAUCGAGCUGGAUGAGAAAAUUAAUCAUGUGAAAGAGCAAUUGACUUAUAUCUAUUGUAUUUACAUGAAUACUGUUAAAAGGAUAUCUGGUUUAACCGCUGCUCGUUCUGUUUUUGGUAAGUGUCGUAAGUUGAAAAACAACCUAAACCAUAAUAUUUACAUUGAAAAUGCUUAUUUAGAGUUUCAAAAUCAAAAUGACUAUAAAACUGCUUGUAAAGUGCUUGAACUAGGUUUGAAAUAUUUCCACAGUGAUGGCAUUUACAUCAAUAAAUAUAUCGAUUUUCUGAUCAUGAUUAAUAAAUCGUCACAGAUCCAAACUUUAUUCGAGACUUCAAUAGAAAAGAUAACAGAUUUAGGUCAUUUAAAAGUUUUAUUUAAGAAAAUGAUCUCAUAUGAAGCGAAGUUUGGUAAUUUGAACAACGCCGCUUCAUUAAUCAAAAGAUUUACCGAAAAGUUCCCAAAUGAGAGCUCCAUUGAUAUUUUCACUGAUCGUUAUCAAAUCCAACGUGAGAAUUUAAUUAAAAAGUUAGAGUUGACAUAUUUGUAUGAACCCAGAGCUUCCGCAUUAUACAAUUUGACAAAUAUUCCGGAUCGUUAUAUUGGCAAUGAACAAUCAUCAGUGAAAAGAGCAUUAGAAAACACAUAUUACGAAGAACCAAAUAAAAGACAAAAUCAAGGUAAUUCAAACAUACCGCAAGAAAUAGUAGAUUUAUUGAGAAUCUUACCAAAACGUCAGUAUUUUAAGAAUGCAUUACUAGAUCCAAAUAAUUUAGUUAACUACUUGACUGAUCAAGUUGAAAUUACUGCAAAUCAAAAUAAUAAUUAG